AAACACCUGUGUGCAGGUCAUGGUAGAGCUGCAUGCUGAGUGCACUUUAGUGUAGAAUCCUGCAGCACCUGUUUCCACCUGUAGUCCACCUGAGGUUCACAUGGAGCAACCUGAGGAGCCAGCCAGGAUGCCCCUGAACGCAGGGGGAGGAGACCCCGGCUACGGCAGCGUGGACGGCCCCGGGCUGUCGGGCACCGCGGGCGGCGGCUCGGAGUCGGCCCCGCUGCUCAUCCCGGUACCGGAGCUCGAACCGGAGGAGCACAGCUUCCAGCACUGGCGGCCCCUCAGCAAGGAGGAGCUGGAGGUCGCAGCGGGCGGUCCGGGCUGGAGGAAGGUGCGCUGUUACCUGGUGCUGCUGUUCUGGCUCACCUGGCUGGCUAUGCUCGCUGUCGCAGUCGCCAUCAUCGCGAUGAGCCCGAGGCCGGCGGUGCCGCCGCUCAGCUGGUGGCAGAAGACGCUGUUCUACCGGCUGCAGCCAGACCUGCAGGCCGAGGGGUCAGAGGGCGUCAACGCGCUGUGUGAGCAGCUUCCCUACCUCAGGUCUCUGGGUAUCGGAGCUCUGAUCCUGGAGGGUCUGUUUGACAAGAAGGCGUCUCCUCUAAACCUCAACGUGACUGGUGAAGGGUUCAGGACUUUACCUCAGAUCCAGCAUCUGCUCGCAGAGAGCAACAAAGCAGGUCUCAAAGUGGUGUUGGACGUCUGUGAACUGGAUCUACUGGGACCUCAGGAUGCAGCAGGAAACGAGACAUCAACCCUCUCGGACUCACAUGCUCUCCGGUUCUGGCUGCAGCAGGGUGCGGCAGGCUUUGCGAUCUGUGACACAGAUGCAGCGUAUUCAGAAAAGACUCUGCUGGAGUGGAAAGGUGUCUUCGAAGAGUUCAGCAGUGAGGAGGAUGAGGAUGAGGAGGAGGAAAGGAUUGUGGUGGUAAAACAGACGAGAGACGUUCUGCCGCCUCUAAAAAACCAGGGCAACGUUACGCUGGUGGAUGUGGUCAUGAGGUCGAUUCUGCCGUCUUCACAACACCUCCUGUCUUACAAGGAAGUGGCAGAUGCCAUAGAGACGGGCCUGCAAACAAGAGAAGAAAACACAUGGCCCAGCUGGACAGUUGAGGGUAAAGCAUCCAACGACUUGAAGAAGUUACUCCUGGUGUUGGUGAUGACUCUGCCGGGAUCACCUGCGGUCCAGUACGACAAAGACAUCGACCAAAGACAGAAUGUGUCUCUGAAAGUUGGCUCGUCACAUGGAGACGGGAAUGAACCAUCCGACACAACUACAGACAAAGAGAAGAAGAGGAAACAUUCGGCUGUAGCUCUCUUCACCUCCCUCAGUCACUCCAGAGCCAGAGAAGAAGCUCUUCUCUUCGGCAACUUCACUUUCCUCCCCUUCAAUUCUUCCACAAGUUCCUCCUCUUCCUCCUCCAACUCCACUCUUCCCUCUCCUUCAUCAUCUCCCCCGAUCUUGGCCUUCUUACGCUCCUGGGGUUGCGUCCACUUCCUCAUUCUGCUCAACGUCGGGCCCGAGCCUCACGCCCUGGAUCCCGCCUGGGCCCCGAGUCUGCCCAAAGCCGGAGUGUUCGUGAGCAACACGGGAAUGGACCGCUUGGGAUCGACGACCCUGGACGCGCUGGAGCUGCGGCCCCACGAAGCCAUCGUCAUCAAACUGUUUGAGGCAGGAAGCUACUCAUAGAGACAGCUUCUCUGCAGUCAAUUGUGAGAAGAUGUGGAUUUUAGUUUUCCUCUCACAGAAUGACAAAUGUCAUUGUUUUUUUUAAAAAAAGGUGUGAUUGAUAUGUGCUCAGAGGUCACUGAAAAUAAAAUAAUGGUUCUGUG
Sebastes umbrosus (honeycomb rockfish) is the source of this 1830-nucleotide messenger RNA. RefSeq names its product 4F2 cell-surface antigen heavy chain. Gene Ontology annotation, biological process: amino acid transport. The transcript is spliced from 10 exons. The record is from RefSeq and is a predicted model, not a curated record. NCBI's taxonomy places the organism in Eukaryota, Metazoa, Chordata, Actinopteri, Perciformes, Sebastidae. The coding region runs from base 101 to 1687 and encodes 528 amino acids.